Messenger RNA from Cynara cardunculus var. scolymus (artichoke), 1840 nucleotides. Its product is annotated as probable LRR receptor-like serine/threonine-protein kinase At1g05700. Gene Ontology annotation, molecular function: protein binding. The record is from RefSeq and is a predicted model, not a curated record. The coding region runs from base 1 to 1545 and encodes 514 amino acids. The transcript has 9 exons. Lineage: Eukaryota; Viridiplantae; Streptophyta; Magnoliopsida; Asterales; Asteraceae.
AUGGCCAUUCAUUUAUGGUUUCUGAUUCAUCUUCUCCUAAUCCUUCUCUCUACUAUUUCCGUCUCCAGCAACGUGUUCGUGAGCAUCAAUUGCGGGGCUUCGGGUUCUUACACCGAUGAAAACUCAAUCGCGUGGACAGGAGAUGCUGAUUUGAUCUCCAAUGGUGUUCCGCACACCGUGCAAUCUAAUUACUCGAUAUCUCCUCUUUACGACACCUUGAGGGCCUUCACCACCCGUAGAAAGAAUUGCUAUUCGAUAGAAGCGGAAGAGGGGGGGAAAGUUUUGGUUCGUGUGGUUUUUAACUACGGGAACUAUGACGGAAAGUCAACUCCUCCGAUGUUCGACCUUCAUCUCGAUGGGAACUUUUGGGUCACCGUGAACACUUCGCAAGCGAUAUAUUACGAAGCCAUUUAUGUCGUGAAACGGAAAGUUAUUAGCAUAUGUGUGGCACAAACAAACCCGAACCAGUUUCCGUUCAUAUCGUCUCUUGAAGUACGUAGCGUCGACCCACGAGCGUACAACCACAUCGGUCCGAAUUAUGCGCUAUUCAGGAACAUAAGGAAUGGUUAUGGCUUAAAUGAAACCAUAAGGUUUCCGACAGACCCUUAUGAUCGAGUGUGGAAUGACGUAAACAUUGGUAAUGGACUACGACGUGUCGUUAAUGACGCAUCUUUUAUCAAUGCUAAUACGUCCAGUAAUCCUCCUCAAGCGGUCUUAAAAAGCGCAAUCACGCCGGUGAACGAUACUGACUUCAUAUCCUUGGGAUUGGAUACCAUUGCAUAUCCGUUUCAUUAUCCAAUGUACAUAAACUUCUAUUUCAUUGAAGUCAAACAACUCAAUGCUACAGAGACACGAUCUUUCAGAAUCUACAUAGACGCUGUACCAUUCUCACUCCCGAUUGUACCCCAUUUUGGAAAUGCAACCGAAUAUUUCAUCUCUAAUCUUUCAGUCACUGCCGACACUAGUUUUCAUAUAGUCGGUACCGGUGGUUCGAUGCUUUCCCCUCUCCUCAGUGCCAUCGAGAUUUUUUCAAUCAGUAAUGCUCUAAACAAUGGAACCAACAACAGUGAUGUGGAGGGUUUAAUUUCUCUGCAAAAGGCAUUUGACGUUUUACAAGAAUGGGGUGGAGACCCGUGUCUUCCGGCGCCAUAUUCAUGGGAUUGGAUAAAAUGCAACAAUGAUUCCGUACCCCGCGUAACAUCACUAAAUCUUAAUAGUUUCAACCUCUCUGGACGACUUCCAGACUUUCGUAACAUGGAUGCUCUUGAAAUAAUAGAUUUACAUAAUAACAGCUUGACUGGACCGGUACCUGAUUUCCUUGGCACCAUGUUGAAUCUUAAACAACUAAAUUUGGCAGAUAAUCAAUUCAGUGGAUCUAUACCAAGAUCACUAUCAAGAAAUUCUCAGUUAAUUUUAUCAGAUACAGGAAACCCCUUGCUGUGCACCAACGUUACGUCUUGCACAAGGAGUAGCUCAAAUAAAAAGAAAACCAUUAAAUUUUCGACGAUACUCACUAUUAUCAUUCCGGUGUUCUUCAUUUUCUAGGCUAUCAUCGGUAUUUUUAGUCAUUUUCGUCACAUACAGGAAAUAGAGAUAGGAGUUACAAAGCAGAUGGUCCAAGUAAUGGUACAUGAGAAACUGCGACUGGGGAUAAUUUUGACGACAAAGGUGUCAGCAUCUUGAAAGGGAACACACUAAAUAUCAGUUCUAUAGCAAAAAAAAUUAGAAAUUCCAUUUUCGGUCUACAAAAAAUGUUAUAUCACGAUGCAUCGUUCGAAUAUGCAACAAAUAUAGGUGUAUAUGUAUGUGUGUGUACUAAAUUUCUUGAUGUUAAUUAUAA